This is a messenger RNA of Sphaeroforma arctica JP610, 2235 nucleotides long. RefSeq lists its product as hypothetical. NCBI's taxonomy places the organism in Eukaryota, Ichthyosporea, Ichthyophonida. Gene Ontology annotation, biological process: triglyceride catabolic process; lipid homeostasis. Gene Ontology annotation, molecular function: triacylglycerol lipase activity. The transcript has a single exon. The record is from RefSeq and is a predicted model, not a curated record. Gene Ontology annotation, cellular component: membrane; lipid droplet; cytoplasm. The coding region runs from base 113 to 1615 and encodes 500 amino acids.
UUACAAUGUGUCAAUGUAUUUAUAUAUAAACUGAUCCCGUCCCUUUCUUUCAUUUAUAAUAUUUUUAAUACUGAUCCAAAGAAACACUUCCACAGUUCGUGAAAUAUUAAAGAUGGUCUCUGAAUCACCAGUUAUGUUCACCGAUAUCCAUCAACAGGAUGAUUACAACCUAUCGGGUAAGAAAAACUCAGCACGAGCUAUGCCACAGGUAGUUCCUGGACAAAGAGUUAAGAAGCGUACUGACGCUAAUCUGUGCAGAAAGCACUCUUUAGUACAGAACAAAGCACCCCUUACAUUUAGCUUCUCAGCAUGUGGCUGGUUGAAGUUGUAUCAUUUUGGCGCAGUACAGGCUCUAAUUGAGUAUGGAUUAAAUAAGAAUGGUGCCCGGUUUGCUGGAGCAUCAGCAGGUGCUCUAGCGGGGGUAUGCCUAGUAAUCGGCUCAGAUAUGCAGUACGUGAAAGAGGUAUGCAUGGAAAAUCUUGAUGAGGUACGAGCGAAUCCUUUCAAUGGACUUUGUAUACGCUAUUACUUGAAUAGAGCCAUAGACAAAGUAGUAGGUGAGGAGAGAUACUUGAAACAUAAGGAGGCACUCGAUGCUCAUGCGGAGUCUGCUGUGACAAUCCUGCCUGGCUGUCACGGUACGCGUUACUCAGAAACACGAGAUUAUGAUCACUUUAAAAAGGUGCUCCUCGCUAGUUGUUGCGCGCCGCCGAUAGCUGGUUUCCCUUUUAUGCUCGACGGCAAGUUAGUAAUAGACGGAGGAAUUGCCGAUUUUCAACCACUGGUAGAUGAUAACUCGAUUACUAUAAACCCUCUGUACUUUCACAAUGCCGAUAUUAGACCGUCACAGUAUGUCCCUGUAUGGUGGGCUGCAUUCCCACCAACGAAAGAAGAAUACGAUCGCCUGUUUACAUUGGGCUAUACGGAUACAAUCGCAUGGAUGAAUGCGAAUGGACACAAGGCACCAUCAGGGUAUGUAACACCCGAAUGGGCCGUCUGGGAAGAGACGUCUGAACUCUCGACAAUCGAUGUUGGUGAGAAGUUGGCGCCCAAAGUUAAGGCUGUGGAGACGCACAGGAUGGAUAUGUAUCAGGAUAGGAUUCAUAAGGUAAUUCACAAGGUAGAGCAAUUAAUAGGCGGUUGUACGCGAGAUAAUGAGACCAUACAUAUGCUAGACGAACAGGUGCAGACGGCUAUCACGCACGAACGUCACAGACACUUGCACCGAACAAAUCAGGUCCAUUAUCAUCCGGGCCGUGGUCAGGUUGUGAAGCCGUGUGUCACGUAUCUGGAUAAGGCGAUAAUGUAUUUUUCGGAUGCUGUAGAUUUCUUGAUGCUCUCGUUCAUGUACAUGUGGGUGAAGCCGAUUGCUUGCAUAUUGCUUUACGCCGAGCUCUUUCUACUGGCGGGUGGCAGCUUCCUAUAUCUUGUGCUUAUGACUCUGCUCAUUGGUAUAGUUGAUAGCAAGCGUCGCAAAAGAGCGUUUAACCGUUUGGCUGACGAUCUAUAUUCGCUAUCAAGUGUAGGUACUCUAGCUGAGGCUGUGGUCUCUCCUACCACUGAUGUGGAUCGUAGUUUAUUUAAGCAUUCGCUGGUUAUUCGCUACAUGUUUUAGAUCACGCCAAGGGAUGCAUAUCAUCGUGAUGUCAUCCGAUUGGAAUUUCAAAAUAAACUAAUUGUUUUAAUACAUGUGUAUUGGUAUGGGGAUGUAGUUGAGUAUGCGUUGCUAUGGAAACUUGUAGACGGCUAUAUAGAUGGACACUUAAUUUUUCGCUAUAAAUUUUAGAUCGCGUCAACGAAAACAUAUAACGAGAUGCCAACCGAUUUGAAUCGAAAGUAUCCUAUUCGGCACUCUUAUCACGCACAUGAUGAUCGUUAUAUGCAUCUUAUUGCGACGAUUUACCUUACAAAAAUAGACAAUACAUACUAUAUAUGUAGCUUUAUGUUACCAUACAAAUACAAACAAUACAUGCAUAUAUAGAUGUGUACAUGAAGAUAUAUAUCUUGACACAUAUAUAUUUAGAUAUUUAUGACCAUACAAUACAAAUACUACACGCAUAUAUAGUUGUAUAUGAGAUAUAUAUCUUGCAUCAAAAUACUUAAGUAUACAAAUUGUAAGCAAACAUUUUGACUGCUAUACAUUAAUAAAUAUAGACAUUGUUCGCCACAUCUCGGGUACAUACUAGACGGAUAUCAUCCCAUUCUUAUUUUUAUAUCGACCUAUCGGGCCAUCCC